Molecule: messenger RNA, 1455 nt
Organism: Dermacentor silvarum
Lineage: Eukaryota; Metazoa; Arthropoda; Arachnida; Ixodida; Ixodidae
Product: polycystic kidney disease protein 1-like 3
Exons: 4
Coding region: 1-1455 (484 amino acids)
Source: RefSeq, a predicted model, not a curated record
AUGCCCAACGACCCCUACGGAGACCUGAUAGGGCUGCUGCUGGUGCUCGCUGCCGCGCUGUUCCUGGCGGCCGUGGUGUGGCUGCUGGUGCGCAAGUACCGCGCCGAGCAGUCGCACAGCUUGGACUGCACGCUGCCCAAGCUGGCCAGCCCAGUAUUGACGCCCAUGAUGGAGUCGUCGCCCAUGAUGGAGGAGGACGAGCAGCAGUCGCUUGCGCUCGAAAACAAAAUGCAGAACGCCAGGGCACCCAUGACUCCAAGCGUCGAUACCAUUCACGUGCUCGCAAAGGAGUCGCUGGCGGCUGGAGAAUCGUCGGAUCGUCUCGCCGAAACCCAUUCGAAGUCCACCGUCGCAUCGAAGUCGGACGCCGGGGCCAGCCAGCAGCCGCCAGCGAAGCCGCAGGACCACCCGGAGGGACAUGGGCCACCCGAAGGAGCGAGCGAGCCCGUGAGUCGACAGAAAAAGAGGCACCGCCGGGACGCUCCAGGAACCGAGGAUCAGAGGAAGCCACCGUCGGUCGCGAAGGACGAGCUCAAGAUGGAACGUCGGGCGUCCGCGGUUCCCUCUGUUACCGGAGAUCAUACAAAGCCGACGGCCGAGCUCAAAGAGCAGAACGUGUCCAAGGCCUCGACCAGGCGCAAGCAGAAGCCCCGCCGCCAGGAGGCGACGUCUGUGGCGGAUUCUGCUAAGCCUUCCACCGCUAGAAAACCGGAAGUGAUGUCAACCGGGCUUCCUACACAGGAGGCGCCAGAUGCGACUCCCGGCACCGCAGAUCCCGGUAUCGCAAGCACGGUUCCCACUCCCGCUUCUAUCGACUUGGCCACCGCAAAGGAGGAUGACUCAAAGGCUGCGGAGUGGUCAUCAAAUAAGUCCGCUGAAAGAUCGCUGCAGAGGAAGACCAGGAGGCAAGCCCCCAGCGCCAACUUCACACGUGUCCCUGACGUUGCCCAAGAUGCCGGGGGCAAGCCAACCGCCGGUGGGCUGAACCCAGCGUUGCCUCCUGUCACUUCCCAGGCAAUCGCUGCUAGUGACAAGGCGACAGCGCAGGACCACGCUCUGCAGUCCACGUCAGCUGGAGCCGUCGAACUAACGCAGCCUAAAGAUGUCUCGACGGCUAUCGUAGACGCUACCUCCUUUCCACGGGCAUCGCCUUAUCUGUCUCCCGAUAGCAAGAUGACGACGGCGACAAUCUCGGGAGGUACGGAUGACUUCAGGUCGGCGUCAUCUUCGCCCGCGCCGAAAGAUGCUGGCAAGGUGGCCUUGGUGCCCGAGGUAGACGCCUCAUCAGCGUCGGUAUCUACCAAUGAGACCGACAUCAGGUCGCCCUCCGAUGUCCCCACAGCCACCGCCAAAUCUGUCUCUAACAGCGCAGAAGGCAUCGCCAAGCCCGUGGCAGCAGCAACGGACGAGACAGUUGCGCCGCAAACUUUGCUGGCCAUUACUGACAAAAAUUAG